AUGUUCGCUGUCCAUCGCUUUCGCGACUCGGUGGCCUUCUCCCAUUCCGACUCUUCGGAAGAGACAAGCAAACAGCCAGGACAGCCUCAACAAAACGGACGUAAAGCUGACGAGCUGUGAGCGUUGAGCAAACCGGUCAUUCUUUCCAGAGAUAGAAGAAAAAGAACAUGGAGUCAGCUUCGAAUUCCACUUCAGGGCCCACCAUCAGGGUCCCGGAGCGGAAGUAUGUCCCCUACCGCCAAGGAGCGGAGGGACAGCUGAAACAGACCGUGGGGAACAGGGCUGGUAGGGCCCUGAAAGCCCCAACAGCCCCAGUCAUGUCAUCAUCAGUGGCCCUGGUGGAGACGCUGUUGGCGCCGGAGCUUAGGCCGAAGAGGGCAUCCUCACCGCGACACUGCAGCGCCUUACGGGAGAGAUCCAGAUGCGUGUCAUUGUCUGAUGGCACCGUGACAGUGCCGUCGACCAGCAGUGCCCGUGGCAGCAUCAUCAUCACAUGGCAGGAUCAAGAUCGCAGAAAGAAGCGGGCGGACGUUGGGUCCUUGGCCAUCUCUGCGCCGUACAAGAAAGGGCAUAGAAGAUGCCCGGCCACAGCAGCCGCCGACUGGGGCUAUGGAAAGAAAAAGUGGAAGGGAGGAAGCAGGAACCCGAGGUCGAAGCUGUUGUUGACAUCCGGCAAGUGGAGGGAGAAUCUCGACCAUUUGCUGGAAAACGAAGUGGAAGCUGCAGGUGACAAUGCAGACGCUGCAGGCACCACAGGCACGAGUGUCACCACCCCUCUGCUAGUGGCUCAGCGGUACCUCCCCGUCUCGGCUUUGUGGAUUUCAGCCAGAACUGGAAAAGAGAAGCCGUCCAAGCCGCCCUUGCACCUGCUGCCCUUGACGAAAUACAACUCCAACGAUGACGUGAAUCGCAACAAGUGGGAGGAAGUCCCCGGCUUUGACGGCGACAGCCGGGACUUGCAGCCCGUGCCAGCCUCAGCCUAUUGGUUUUCAACUUCUUCUUCACCGUCACUACUUGCUCAUCCUUCGCCUCUUUCUUCACCCGCGUCGAAACCCAGACUCCAGCUUCAAGCGUGCAUAAGCUCAAGGGCUGGCGAGAACGUGGACGAUCCACAACAACCCAACGGAAACGAGGAUGAAUCAAGUGGCAGCAGCAGCAGCAGCGGAAGUAACCAGGAGAAGCCCAACAGCAGCAACAGCCUGAGUCGACAGCAACAACCGAGAAAUAAAGGAGGCAGCCAAUACAAAGACAUAUUAGAAAAGGACGACGCCGUCUUACUACUGUUGGAGAAAAAGGUCCUCUACCCCCCCGUGCCAAUUUCCCCCUCCUCUUCACCAUCCUCAGAGCCGGCGCACCCCUCGGAGCCCACCACCACGACACAACAGCAACAUCCCACGCGGAAGCAGACGCAGACGCAGAAGCAGGCGCACUCGUACCUGGGCCCGGACGUGCAUCUCAAUCUGCACACAAACCACCACUCAAACUCUCCUGCCCUAGUGCGGUUCCUUGUCUCGGCCACUGCCACGGACUGUGCAAAGGUCGAUGUGAUUAAUGAGACACGCGAUUGGCUCGAACAAUUAUUCAAAGACACGAUCGGCGACACCACCGCCCGGGAACGGGAACUCGCACACGGCCAGGACCAUCACCACUCUUUCUUGCUACCACUGCCGCUUGUCUCUUGGUGGCACCAUAGCCCGUUCGAUCCCGCAACCGGUCACGGCUGUCAGCCCGUCAACGGAGCCGAAAAACGACCUCGCUCACCCCGGCACGCGCAAGCUGAACAAGCGGCUUCGGUGCAUAUUAAGGGUCAGGAGGGCCUUGCUCUUGACAAGGGAUCUAAUUUGAACGAAACCAAGGGCAUUAACAACAACACCACUGGGGCUGGCGGCUUGGAUUCACACACCUUGCAAACCUCGGUGCCACGAGUAGACACGGGAGCCGACAGUCGAACCCUUGCCGAACGGUGCAAGCUGGAGACCGACAUGAUCAUGGACCACCACCAGGCCUCAGCCGUGCCGCCCUCGCCCGCACUCUCUCACUCUUCUUUCUCCCUUAGAGGCAAAAAUCGGGUUUUUGGAAAACUACCUUUUCUCUCGCGCAGUCGCAACCCGGAAAGUCCAACCCACAUCGAGAUCGCCUCUCCAAUUUCCCCUUUGCAACCAGAACCUCCAACUUCAACUUCACCAGUUUCUCCGGCCUCCUCCAUGGGUGCCCCCAUUGACAAGACCCGAUCCAGGAGUCAGGAUGCGAAGACGUAUGCUGGCUCCGGAGGGCGCGGCAUUGUUCCCAUUCAAGAUGAGGUGCCAAGGGGGGCCGUUAAUGGCGCUGACAGACGCGUUACCGUUCGCUGUAAGGGCGUGACGGUGGAUCUCAAGGUUGAGGUUGAUACUACUACUGUGGACAUCUUGUUGGCUUAUGCCGACAAGACAGGCCUUCCCGUCAAUGUCAACAGCAGCAUGGUCAUCGAGGCGUAUACCCCCCUGGGUCUCGAGCGACGCCUUCGUCGCUAUGAACGUAUCCGUGAUGUAUUGAACACAUGGGAUCAAGACAUGCAGAACGUUUUGAUUAUCCAGACCGAAAACGACCGCAGCGACGAGAACCUAGACCUCGCCAGUGUUCCUCGCGAACAAAAGAUACCUACUGGCUUUGUCCUUCCGCUUCAGCAAUCUCACAGGCCCGGGAAAUGGACCAAGCGUUAUAUCACAUUGCUAGAAAACGGACAAUUGGUUUCGUCCAAGAAGCCCCACCCAAAACUUUCAGACAAGGACGUCUUGAGCAUCUGCCAUCUAUCUGAUUUUGACAUCUACAUGCCGACCGAAGCACAGAAACGAAAGGAGCUCCGACCACCCAAAAAAUAUUGCUAUGCAAUCAAAAGCCAGCAGAAAGCCACGAUUUUUUUGUCGGCGGAUAAUUUUGUCCACUACUUCAGCACCGAGGACGCCGCGGUCGCCCGUCAGUUUUCCGCUCGCGUCCAAGCUUGGCGAAGCUGGUAUCUGGUUAACAAGGUAUUGCAGCUGCAUAAGAAAAUGCAAGAGCGAGAAGCAGAGAAACCGCCUCAGCUCUCCUCGGCGCCGCACAAACCAAGAAGGGCAGUCAACGAUGUCAAUGCGGAUGACCACAAGAUCAAAGCUUCAGUCGACGAGUCUUCUUACCCGAUCGGUACAUAUAAGCCCCUAAUCGACCUGUCACGUUUCGACAAGCCCAUCGAUGAGUUUGACAAGGAUUGGAAAGCCGACCGAUCCAGACAGCAGGCCUCCCAAAUACCACCAUUCCAACUCCAGAAAGUCAGAAAAGCUACACAAGAAGAGAUAGAAGCACCAUUUGGCACGAGUGGUUUGCUUGGGAACAUAUAUGAAGAACGAAAACUUGCGCAGAAGGAAGAGGAGAGAAAGAAACUGGUGGUCGUUACCGACCAACCUUUUACCGAUCGACCCAGCCUUCUGAAUGGCGGAUUGGUAACCUCGCCAACUGAGGAGACCAGACAGCACGAUGGACGAUGCGAACCAAAGGCAUGGCUUCCGUCGGCACUUGAGCACACCGCCACCCAGCGCAGCACAAGAGCACCCUCUGUUCGUCGCAGUGCUCCAUCUAAUCAGUCGCCGCCAUCUCAGUACGCUCCCUCACAAUAUGCGCCUUCACAGUACGCACCGUCCCAGCACGAGCGUGGGCGUGAAACCCAUCGUCGUCAGCAACCGAACCAGCAACUGAAGCCCAGUGCGCCUCUUGUCGACCUAACUCCGAAAUUCGUUGAACCACCCCAAUGGUCACGCGAAGGUUUGGGACGAGGUGUGCGGGCUCCAGAAGGCAUGCCGUUGGUCGACAUGGCUACAGGACCCCAAUUGGCUCCCGGUGCCAAACCCCUCGACCUGCCACCCCGAACACUUGUUAGGCGGGAGCCGAGCACGCGAACCCCUGGUUCUCGGCCAGGAACUAGUGCCGGCCAAGCACCGCCAGGCUCUAGUGCAGGUAGUGUCCGAGCCGUUAGUCGGGCUUCCUCGGUGCGGGGCAGGAUGAUGAGUCAAGACGGGACGUCUGGGGGCAUGAGGAGCAUAUCAGGAUCGGCUUUUCUACCACCUGUACCUCCUCUACCCGGCUCAGUCCUCGGCUACGGGCCGAACCAUCCGCCCCCCUCGUCCAAAGGUAGAUAUACAGAUGGUUACCGUUCCCGUUCGUCGUCUCGUGGGCCACAAACGCAAUCCAAGCGAGGUUCUCCUCCGUCCUCUGGGUAUGAAGACGACCGUCAACGGACUUUUUCCUUGAGAAACCAGCCACAUCCGCUACUAUCGUUCGAUGAGACCCUAGAAGAACCGCGAGGUCUCCUUGGACAGGCAGACAGAAGCUCCAAUGUCUCCGUGCAACGAGCACAGAGUGUCCGAGUGGGCAGUUCUUCGCGCCGCGCAAGGAAUGGGAGUACUUACAAUUAUUGAUUAGCAUAUUCAUAUGGGUUUGAAGGGCUUUUUACUUGAACUGUAUAACGACUACGUAUCAUGACUUAACGCCGAUCACGAGUUCCUUACCGGUUCUUAAACGAUGUAUGGGCAUCUGGUUUCUGUUUGAUUAUAUCGUGCUGUCCGGCAACUCAUGUAAAGGGAUUUUUUUAUUGGUCACU
Neurospora hispaniola is the source of this 4609-nucleotide messenger RNA. RefSeq lists its product as uncharacterized. NCBI's taxonomy places the organism in Eukaryota, Fungi, Ascomycota, Sordariomycetes, Sordariales, Sordariaceae. The transcript has 3 exons. Bases 168 to 4427 code for a protein of 1419 amino acids. The record is from RefSeq and is a predicted model, not a curated record.